GCCACAUGAAGCCACACACACUACAACUGUCCACAGGGAGCAGAAAACGCAGAGCUACAGCUACAAUAGCUUGUGGAGAUAUACAGUAAAAGGAACACAAUAAUGAGGGUCAGCCUGCAAACUCUGAUAACAUGUCUACUGUGGUGCUGUGCAGUAACAGCACAGACGGUAGAUCAAUCUGCCACACCAACAUUAUUUUCAUCAGCUUCCUCAACAACAAAACCAACCUCUUUCUCGCAAAUACCUCCACUGAAUUCUGGGAACAGGUCAACCACCGUCAGCUCUGUGAAUUCAUCAACUACCCAACCUGCCAUGUCAUCUGCUAUUGUCACCAAUAUAAAUCCCACCAGUAUGGCUCCGUCUAUAGCUCAAUCUACCAACAAUAUAGCUAAGGACACGACAGAAAAAGAAGCCUUACCUAUGUCCUCUUCCUCUUCUUCCUCAUCCCCGUCGUCCACAUCUAUCACAACUCAGACCCAGGACUCUAGCACCAACAUCACCAGCACCACUCCCAGCACUACAAAAACCAAAAGCACCCCAACCAGCACCAGCAUCACCACCCCCAGCACCAUCCCCAGCACUACACAAACAAACAGCACCACCACCAGCACCACCAACCCCAGCACCAUCCCCAGCACUUCACAAACCAACAGCACCAGAAUCACCAGCCCCAGCACUUCACAAACCAACAGCACCACCACCAGCACCACCAACCCCAGCACCAUCCCCAGCACUUCACAAACCAACAGCACCAGAAUCACCAGCCCCAGCACUUCACAAACCAACAGCACCAGCAUCACCAACCCCAGCACCAACCCAAGCACUACACAAACCAACACCACCAUCACCAGCCCCAGUACUUCACAAACCAACAGCACCACCACCACCACCACCAGCAUCACCAACCCCAGCACCAUCCCCAGCACUACACAAACCAACAACACCACCACCGCCACCCAGCCCAACAGCGCCACCACCAGUGCCACACAAUCCACCACACAGGUACAAGAGGGACAUAUGUCCAGGACUCAGAGCUCAGGAAGUAUUGCAGCCAUUUGUCUGUUUAUCCUCAUUGUCAUCGUCAUUGUCAUUGUGUUGAUUAUGCUGUACUACAGAAAGAUCAGACGUACAUCCUACGGUCCUCUUCUGGACGACGAACACAGGACUUUGGGAAACUUCAGCAAUCCCAUGUAUGACUCUUGAAUUUUAAAUCUUGACCUCCUAAACCCAAAGUCCUCAGUCUACAGAAGGAGACGUUCUGAUCAGAUUGUGUUUGUAGUGUGUGCAUAAUGAGUCCAGGAGUUCAGUUUUAUAACUGUGACAUGCGGCCUGAUAGCUUGAUUCCACUCAGUUGCAAAAUGCAAAACAAAUGCAAACGUUUCUUUUGAUCUUUGCUCAAGUAGCCUCAUUUUUUACUGCUAGGUACAAUAAACAUGAAUGAAAAUAAAACUGCAGUACUCAGUCAGCGAUACAAUACUGUAGACAGCACAUAAUCAUAUUACCACGACUGAAAGGUCACAGGUUAAAUCCCAGUGAAAACAAGCGUGUUCAUCAGAGGAAUAAUGAAUCUCACAGGAUAUUUGUAAGAAAAAGUUUUCUGUCUGAUAAGUACCGAAAGGAGUGGAUUGUGUGAACUCAGCCAGGUUUCCAUGUUUCUUUUAUUAUCAUGGAUUGUUCUCAAAGGCACCUGCUGAGAAACUUUCCCUACUUAAACUGUGAAAUUAUGAGAUUUCGCAAAAGCAGAUAAAUGUUCAGAUUUUCAAAAUUUCACUUAUCAACCUAAAUGUAGCCAACAAGACAAAGUUUAAAACUUCAAAGCUUAGACAACACUCAUCUACAAAUUUCCUGCUUUUACAUAUACUUUGAGAUUCUGUAGUUUAGGAGGAGGUAAAGAGUUAGUCAUUUGUAGUGGAAAUGGAAAUUCUAAGAAAGCGCAGAAAAGGAUGGUGAUGACACAUAACUGUCUUCACUUUUCCCGAUUGGUUUGACAGAACAGGGAGGAUGAAAAGGAAGAAUGAAAAUAAGAACUAGAGAAUAGAAAUCCAAUUUUAAGGAGAAAGAAAGACAGGAAGGAAAAGACAAAAAUAAAAUGUGGGGCAGGGAAUUGCGUCUCUCAUACCUGAUCAACUUCAACUACUAUUUAUGAGUGAGUUAUUAUUAUUGAGUGUUAUUAGUGUGAAGUUUUUUUUUUCUAGUUUUGUUUUAGUGUGAUUUUGCUGUGAUUAGCAGCUGCAUUUCUGAUUUGAUUGCUUUAGUAUUUGAUAUAGUAUAUUUUGUUUGCAUUCAGGUGAUGAGCAAUGUGACAGUUUUUAUUGUGUGAUAUGAUUGUAUUAAAUUGUUUGUGCAAUAAAAGUGAUAAAUAAAUAA
This is a messenger RNA of Siniperca chuatsi (mandarin fish), 2367 nucleotides long. RefSeq names its product prostate androgen-regulated mucin-like protein 1 (gene parm1). The transcript has 4 exons. NCBI's taxonomy places the organism in Eukaryota, Metazoa, Chordata, Actinopteri, Centrarchiformes, Sinipercidae. Bases 103 to 1203 code for a protein of 366 amino acids. The record is from RefSeq and is a predicted model, not a curated record. Gene Ontology annotation, cellular component: late endosome; plasma membrane; Golgi apparatus.